Molecule: messenger RNA, 6138 nt
Organism: Procambarus clarkii (red swamp crayfish)
Lineage: Eukaryota; Metazoa; Arthropoda; Malacostraca; Decapoda; Cambaridae
Gene: PRL-1
Product: PRL-1 phosphatase
Biological process (GO): protein dephosphorylation
Cellular component (GO): nucleus; cytoplasm
Molecular function (GO): protein tyrosine phosphatase activity
Source: RefSeq, a predicted model, not a curated record
GUGGCGCAUGCGCAGAGCGGGUCAGUUGGUGCCUCUCCCUCACCAUUGGCCUCGUACCAUAUAUUGUCCCUCCUCGACUGAUGCAUAGCAAAUGCAUCAUCUUUGAUAUACUUGUUCGACGCACCUUAUUCUGUGUCAAGGCAGUUAAUUGAAACAUGAAAUUUAAAUAUUGCGGCAAUAACAACGCACAGCUGUCCAGUGGGCGAGGCUACACACUUAUGGAGCUACUUAAGGGCUCUGGCGAAUUCUGCAAGGCACAAUAUCACAUCAAAUAAGCAAGAAGCAAGCCUGGUUCUUAUGCUAAUCUAAGUGUGCAUUGUCUGAGUGUCAGUGUGAAUAGUGGGAGACUGAACUUGGUGAUGGGGUAAAGUGAAGGCCUGAAAAUAAGCGGGUCCUCUGUGGCUGCGUUAUCGUCUGCUAUUGCUGCUGCCGUUGCUGCCGCCCUUCUGCUUUGUGGUGUCUUUGCCCUUAGUAGUAAAGGAGAGAUCCCUGUCUUCGGCAGCACUUUCGGCAAAAUCAAAAUUGGGGAUCACCACCAUAUCUGGUGGAGGAAGCUCAAGCUCCUGAUUGUUGCCUCCCCUCAGACAUCCCCCCCCCUCCCUACCAGUCCUUUCCUUCACUAGCUCCAUCCUCUUAGGUUUUGUACCGUUCAGUUUUGAUCCGUGAAGAGCCAAAGUGAGUGUGUUCUAAUUGUGUGUAUAUAUAGUGUGAUUGUGGAACGGUGUAUAAAAUAUCAGAUUACAGCCUUUUUUUAUAAAUACGUAUAUACACACACACACAUAUAUAAUAUAUAUAUAUAUAUAUAUAUAUAGAAUAUAUAUAUAUUUGUAAUUAUUGAGAAGAGAUCUCACAGCUUCAUCCCAAGUUUAGAGGUCUCCCAAGGUAGAAGGUUUCCAGCCUACCACUCAAGGUUAUCAUUCAUCGCCAUCUUUUCUUAUCGUCACCUCAAACACCUGUACUUCCAAUCUUUGGCUGAAAAAUCCACAACUGCAAGAGUAUAUAUUACUACUGGCACUUUUUUUUUUCGAGCGUUAUGAGUGCAAAUAGUGCAAAUAUGAGAUCCAAGAGCAUCAGACCCGCCCCUUCAGAAAUUGAAUACAAGAACAUGCGCUUCCUCAUCACAGAUCGACCCACUGAUGCAACCAUGCAGAGCUAUAUUGAGGAAUUGGUGAAGCAUGGUGUACAUGAUGUGGUCAGAGUUUGUGAGCCAACAUACAAAACUGAUGAACUCAAGAAGGCGGGAAUAUCUGUAAUGGACUUGGUGUUUGAUGAUGGGACAUUCCCUCCUGCAGAGAUUGUUGAGGAAUGGCUGGGGCUGUUGAGACUCCGUCACCGUGAAGACCCUGGGUGUACCGUAGCUGUUCACUGCGUGGCUGGUCUUGGUCGUGCUCCUGUGCUAGUUGCCAUUGCACUCAUUGAGCUUGGACAACGAUACGAGGAUGCUGUUGAACUUAUUAGGCAGAAAAGACGAGGAGCCAUUAAUGCUAAACAGCUGGCUUAUCUGGAGAAGUACCGUCCCAAGUCUCGACUUCGGCUAAAGAAUGGCCAAAAGACUGGUGCGUGCUGUGUUCAGUAAAAUUACGAGAGGUAUUGACAAAUGCUCGGAUACUUGAGUUCUGUUAAGUUGGUUGCCAUAUUGAUAAAUUAGUAAUGAAUUUUUGUCUUAACCAUGUUGGUAUAGUUUGCAAUGAACUUAUUGUACCUUCAUUAUACCUUUCAUUUUCACAAAUGGAGUGUUUGGUAUAUUUUAUCUUAGGUUAUCCAGUCAAAAUUUAACAGGGCACUUAUUUUAAAAAUACAAAUAUUGUAUGAUUGAAGUAAUAAUAGCAGGAUAUAAUAUCAUACAUAUAUAUAUAAUAUAUACAUAUAUAUAUAUAUAUAUAUGUAUAUAUUAUAUAUAAUAUACAUGUGGCUCAUUUUCUAAAACUAAAUGUUAAGGAAAUGGCCGUGAGAAAGCGUGACAGGUUUGGAGUUGUCAGUAAUUUCUAGCAUGUAUUAAGAACCUCCUUGUUCCAGAUUAAAGUAACAUCAACAGAUGCGUAUACUUAACCCCCACAAUUCUGAAGUAAGGCUCCUGUCUACUAAUCCAAUACUUUAAAUUAAUGAAGUUGUAAAUUUAGUUAAGUGAUAAAUAUGUGCAGGAAAUAUGCCUUUUGGCCAUGUUACCAUGACUACUGUACUUGAAAUACUCUGCUUUUGUUGUGGUAGCACGGGGGGAGAGGGUGGGCGAUAUCUUAGGUGUUGAGGCCGCCUUGACUAUCAAUAGCAAGAGACUGAUCGUGAAACUCAUAGGAAUAUCAGAACUAAAUGAAAGUCAAUCUUUGUGGCACAAGAAAAUGUGUUAGCAGUCCCUUGUUAAUUGUCCUCGGUUUAUUUUGGAAUUAGAAGAAAAAAGUAAGUUUUAGUCAGGCUUUAGCAAUGUUUAGUCCUAUGGCAUGAUAUGAUGAAACAAAAAGUAAAUGUUGUGGAAACAUGGCAUUGCUAACCCAGUCAGGUUGGUUCUGGCAAGACGUGUAGGCCUUGACAAGUACGGCUGUUAGCACAUAUCAUGCCCUGACCCCCUUUGUUCCUCUACUCCAGCUGCAGAAGGUGUCUUCAGACUUUGCAUAAUUAAUUUAAGAAUGCAAUUUUUAUAUAUUAUUAUGUACUUAUUAGGAGGAAGGUAGUUGUGCAGGAUUUUUUAAAAUUAUGAAUUAAUCAUGAAAUAUGAACUUGCAUGGCAGGCCAGCCUGUGUAAUUUACAGGCAUCAUAGAUCCUCAUGACCAUUCUUGAACUGACUUUUGGCAUGUUAUCAUAACAAGAAUAACAAUUAUCAUUUGAUUGGGCAUUUUACAUGGUGUAACUAAAACUCAAAUGUUGGACAUUUUCAAGUAAAAUAGUACAUUGAAUGCAGUGCAUUCCAUAACUUGCUCAUAAAUUUAGUUUGUUACAAAUUUGAGUCCAUUUUUAACUUUAAAUUUUAAAAAUCCAAAUUAGAGGACAUUGACAGUUUGACAAGGAUAUUUGAUCAGAUCCGUAUUUUAUAAUCUUAUUUUUAAUCCUUUAAGGAAUAAUUGUGUUCAUGUCAAUAUUUACCUCUUAUUUGGACCCUAGAACUUUAAAUACAUUUAGUGUAUGAAAAUGUUGGUUUAAAAUAUAUGAAGUUUUACAAAGUAUGUCCUUAAAACAGAACCACUGGGCACCAUAGCACUAACUCAGUGGAAUAAGGUUGUGCAUAAAAUCCUAUGAAUUCAGCCCUUGUGAGCAGUUACCACUGACUUGCCUCAGCCCUUCAUGUUAAGCAUCCUAUGCAGCUGAAGAUUGUUUUUUAUGAAUGUAAGUUUUUUCAGAACUUAUGUGUGAGGAAUAAGUGAAUAUUGACUGUGGAUCAGUGUGUUUCAGGGAGUCUGUCUUGGCAUCUUCCAAUCUCCGGUGCUGUUUUAUCUGGUAGACUGGUUGAGUGGUUAGCAUUAACUUGUAGACCAUGGUUGAGUGGUUAUCAGCUGGUAGACUGUGGUUGAGUGGUCAACACCACCUAGUAGACCAUGGUCAAGUGGUUAUCAACUAUUCCUUAACCUUGAACUCUUACUAUUUUCCUCCUCCCCCCACCCCUACCACUGGCCACUUGAUAUAUAAUUGUUCUAAAUUAAUUUCUUUUCUAAUGAAACCAAAAUUUGCAUUAUUAAUACAUUUUUAGCACUUUAAAGUUGUCCUCAGUCUUGUCAUUUCACUUCAGAUGUAUAAACUAUUAAACAAAUUUGUUCAUGUAUUAAGUGUCAUCAAUCAAUGAACACCUAAAGUGAGGUCUUCUAUAUCUUGUGUGUUGUCUUUCAAGUCAGCUGGGUAGAUUGUACCACGGAACUCCAUCCUUUUGAGAGAUUUGUAUAAUUAAUUGAACUUUUAACAAUGUAAGGUUUAGUUUUCAAAUUUCUUAAUUCAUCUGCAAAGUUUCAUUUCUCAUUCACUGUCUUGUGGAAUAAAAGGUAGCUUCUAUAGAGUAAUUUAGUAUGAUAUUAAGGGCCUUCAUAAUCAAAUUCUUGGUAAAAAACAAUUGGAUGCUAGAAAUCAUAAAUUGAAUCUUAUAUUACUUUACAGUAUGCCCAGAUUGACUUGACCUGCCUCAGCUCUGUAGUUAUGUAGGUAUACAUGGCUGUGAACCUAUGCCAUACUUUGCAAGCCACAAACUCCCUACCCUCUUUUCUAAGGAGUGCAUGGAAGAUCUGCCAAUCUUAAGUCUGAAUGUUGUAGUGCUUUGAAACAUCUACAGUCAAACCUUGUUUCUUCCAGCCUCAGGUAAUAAUAAAAUAGGAAAAACAAAUUCUAAGGCAUAUUAUCACAGAUGAACUCGUCAGGGGAUUUAAAGCUGGUAAAGCUAAAAAAAAAAAAAAAUUUGGGUUGAAUGAACAAGGUGUGUAUGUUUCUUGUAUGCCAGAGCCAGAGGUACAGCAUCUUCAUGCCUGGCUGGUGCACAAGUUUGAGAUAGUGGCAUAUUGCACUAGUGCCAAGAGCAUUAUUUUAUUACUGGCCUCUUGGCUUUGGCAUUUGAAGGAUGCGAUGAUAGAAAAACAAGUUCUUCGGCAGAUGUUUACUUUUAUGAAGUCAAAAUGUAUGCAAGGAAUUUGCCAUUUCUUCAUCAAUUCCUUCAGUCAGUCAUCCAUGGUGAUCACAUGUGAUGAAGAUGGGAACAAAUUUUUAAGGUAAACUUUUGAAUGUUCGUAAGUAUUGUGCAUAUGGCUGAGAAAGCUACAACCCAUUGAAUUGGGGCACCUAGAGUAGGACUUACACCAAUAAUGGGAUGUUUAGAUCUGUGAUGGAUUUUAAAAAUUCUUGCACAGGAUAUGGUUUAGUAGUAACAACUUCCCAUACUGCUUUUGAGGCCGACGGGAAACUUUGGAUCUGAUAAUUAAUGAAGUUUGCAUUGUUGAGCAGACUUGUUCGUGCAAGUAUAGCAUCCCAUUUUUUGUGUAAAUCCUUCCUUGUAGAAGAGACAAGGUGCUAAAUGCACCCAACAGUAGAAAGUAACCAAAACCAUUUUAGUCAUUCGGACAUUCUGUUGCAUCUUGCCUAAAGUGUACGGUGUUUGGUUAUGUACAUAAUUAUAGUUAUUUGUGUUAAGUUUGUAAAAUUCACUCGAGCAGAAGACAAAUAGAUGUAUUAAGUUUGCCAAAUUAUCUUGAGAUUUUAACAUGGCCCCAUAUUUUCUAUAUGUGUAUUUUAAGAUCUAAUGUCUAGUAAUUUGGAUUUGCUGCUCUUCACUUUUCUAACUUUACUAGGUUGCACAAAAAAAUGGCCUCCUUAAAAUCAGGUUAGCUUUUUACCUUCCAUAACAGUUUUGAGGAGCAGCAGUCUUGGCUGAAAGAGGACAUGUGGAAUGUACAUUCCUGCAGCGGUAUCUAGAUAAUGCAUGCGAAGCUGGUAGAGUUCUUACCUACUUGCUAAUAGUUGAUCAUUGAACUUGGCCACAGGAAUGAAAUGUUUUUUCACUCAAGAUUAUCAUAAGCACUCCCAAUAAUUCUCAAAAUUAUAGGCCUAGAACAAGAUAAAUUAAUUUUUCUUUAGAACAUUUGUAUUUACACUUAACAGCUAUGGUGCCUAUUUUUAUUUGUUAAAAGGCCUGCCUUGCAUUUUAUGUAUUAAAUUCUAUAAGUUCUGUUUAAGAAUUUUAUACUGUAUUGCAAUAUAUUUGAAUUUAUAUUUAUACCAUGCUGAUUGUCUUAAAUUAUUUUAUUUGUAACGAGAUCGUCAGUGGUUUGUGAUCUUUGUGCAAUAAGGGUUUUUUCUAGAUGAGGAAAAACUCCCUUACUUAAAUCGAAACCAAUAGCCACUAACAGGCCUCGUUGCAUACUCUGCUUUCCUGCAUCAGUCCCACCUUUUUCCUUCCCUCCCGAGACAGUUUCCUGGUCAAGCCCUCAGAUUUGGCCACGCGUGUUUAGUGGCCAGCUCGUCAUUGUUGCAUUGGUGGCCCAUGCGUUGUAGUUGCACUAGGUGGCCCAUGUGUCAUUGCAUGAGGCUCCUGGUAGCACAGCUGUGGCAUAAUUUCUGUGAAGCCCUUGUGGAGCUUGCCAGGCCACACACAGCCUUUGUAAGUGUCUGUAUUUUUGGCUAACGAUAGCAGUGUGAACUUGUUCAUAAUAAAAUAAUGGUUUUUUGGUAAAAAA